Molecule: messenger RNA, 1284 nt
Organism: Sinocyclocheilus anshuiensis
Lineage: Eukaryota; Metazoa; Chordata; Actinopteri; Cypriniformes; Cyprinidae
Product: E3 ubiquitin/ISG15 ligase TRIM25-like
Exons: 6
Coding region: 25-1284 (419 amino acids)
Molecular function (GO): zinc ion binding
Source: RefSeq, a predicted model, not a curated record
GUGUCUUUGUAUUCAUGCGGUGAAAUGGCAGAAGCCAGAAUUUCUCAGGAUGAGUUCAAGUGUUCAGUGUGUCAGGAUCUCCUGAAGGAUCCAGUGGCCAUUCCCUGUGGACACAGUUACUGUAUGAGCUGUAUUACAGGCUGCUGGGAUCAGGAGGAUCAGAAGAGAGUCUACAGCUGCCCUCAGUGCAGACAGAGCUUCAGUCCGAGACCUGCUUUAGCUAAAAAUACCAUCUUGGCUGAAAUGGUGGAGAAACUGAAGAAGAGGAAAUGUCCUGCUGACUGUGAAGCUGGAGCUGGAGAUGUUCAGUGUGACGUCUGUAUUGGAAGAAAAUACAUAGCCGUCAAGUCCUGUCUGGUGUGUCUGAACUCUUACUGUCAGAAUCACCUCGAACAACAUGAGAGUUUCUUUAGAGGAAAGAGACACAAAGUGAUUGAUGCCACUGGACGACUGCAGGAGAUGAUCUGCCAGAAACAUGAGAAGCUCCUUGAGGUUUUCUGUCGCACUGAUCAGAAAUGUAUAUGUGUGCUGUGUAUGGAUCAACAUAAAAAUCAUGAGACUGUAUCAGCUGCAGCACAGAGGACAGAGAAACAGAAGCAGCUGAAGGAGACACAGAAGACGUUCCAGCAGAGAAUCCAGCAGAGAGAGAAAGAUCUUCAGCAGCUGAGAGAGGCUGUGGAGUCUCAUAAGCGCUCUGCACAGACAGCAGUGGAGGACAGUGAGAGGAUCUCUGAGCUGGUACGGCUGAUCAGAGAUCAGGAGAAGACUGCAGUGAGUCGAGCUGAAGGACGACUGGAGCGACUGGAGCAGGAGAUCAAUGAUCUGAGGAGGAGAGACGCUGAGCUGGAGCAGCUGGAGCACACACAGGAUCACAGCCAGUUCCUGCAGAUUUUCCAGUCUCUCUCAGCACCUCCUGAAUCUACAGACGUAAAUGACGAUCCCUUCAUUUCUCUCGUCUCUUUUGAUGGUCUGAGAGAAUCUGUCCGUCAGCUGAGAGACAAACUGGAGGAUUUCUGCAAAGAGCAGCUGAAGAAGAUCUCAGGCAGAGUCACAUUCACCAACAUUGUUCCCAGAACCAGGAACGACUUUCUACAAUAUUCCCAUCAGCUCACUCUGGAUCUGAACACAGUGAAUAAACACCUCCGUCUGUCUGAGAGCAACAGAGUGAUUACUAACACUGACACCGGCCAGUCGUAUCCUGAUCAUCCAGACGAGUCCAUCAUCAUCUCAUAUCAUGGAGAACAUCAUAUUAGAAAUGUCUUAGGAAUAGAUGCAGGAUCAUGA